Messenger RNA from Macrobrachium nipponense, 2790 nucleotides. RefSeq names its product septin-9-like. NCBI's taxonomy places the organism in Eukaryota, Metazoa, Arthropoda, Malacostraca, Decapoda, Palaemonidae. Gene Ontology annotation, cellular component: cell division site; microtubule cytoskeleton; septin complex. Bases 907 to 1899 code for a protein of 330 amino acids. Gene Ontology annotation, molecular function: GTP binding; molecular adaptor activity; GTPase activity. The record is from RefSeq and is a predicted model, not a curated record. The transcript is spliced from 10 exons. Gene Ontology annotation, biological process: intracellular protein localization; cytoskeleton-dependent cytokinesis.
CAACUUAACGUCAGUACUGAGAGAGUUGUGGAAGAAGUGAGGUUGUUCGUGGCUGGACCCUCCAUGUCGAUACGGUGUGCAUGACUGAAACCGUCUGGAUACGCCUCUGUCUCACAUAAUUUAUUCAUUUGUGGAUGCUUCCGAUUGCUCACCAAGAGAUUUUAUUGCUUGGCUCAUUCAUGUGCCGAAAAUCGAGUGAGACAGCCUGCAGAGUCAGCCAAAGACUGAAUAGGAUGAGAACCAGGACUUGGGAACGAAGAAUGAAUGAGUGGAUAGACAGAGGAUCGAUCAUUCGAAAAUCAUUACUGCUUCCAAGGUGCCGUUCCCAGGCGCUUUCUUCUCAAUAUUCUAUCUUGCAUUCAUGUAGAUCACACUUCCCAGAGUUAGAUUAUGGAACUGAGGACAAGUGAAGGGCGCUAAGAUAAACUUAUCCAUUUCUACAAAAGUUCCAUCAUUACCUACAAACGACUCCUUGUGGUUUCAACUGCGAACUCGCCAACUACGAAAGAUACAAGGCCAAGACAUCUUAUGUAUCCGUCAAGAGCAUUAGACUUUUUCUUGGGUGUGCACAGCAUGACAACAUUAUCAUGAUAGUAGCUACGUAAAGCGACAGGAUGUUAAAAACGCAGAUAACUAGUGAUAGAUCGUGAUGACUUUCGGUACCAAGGAUUAAGUACUGUCUUGAAACAACAUUGGGGAGGACCUAAUCCCUGAUGUCAGAAGUGAUAUCGGAUUCUUGACAUUUUUUGAUGCAUUUAUUUUUCUUGGAAACCAAUUGAUAUUUAGGACCUGCAUAGCAUUUCGAAUUCUAAAGUUAUUCAUCUUGUGUAAGAGUGUUUUGUUUCAUUCAAAACUGGAGUGUUCCUCUGCCAGUGGAAGGACUGGGAAAGACUGAAAGUAGACAGGAUGCCGCAAGCAGGGAUAUUGGAUCUGAGCCCUCCGGAGGGGUUGACUUACGUGGGCAUAGACACCGUCCAAGAACAAACCAGAUUAAAAGCAUUAAGGAGGGGUUACACUUUUAACCUCAUGGUCGUAGGUCGCAGUGGCUUAGGGAAAUCAACGUUAGUCAACACACUUUUCAAAGCCGCCGUUGCUCGCAGAAAGCCUGGAGAGGAUGAACCUUUGCCACGUACCACAGAGGUGAAAAGCGUGAACGGGCCUUUGGUCGAGGGAGGAGUCAGACUAAAUCUCACAGUAACAGACACGCCGGGGUUUGGUGAUCAUGUAAAUAAUGAAAACUGCUGGGAGCCAAUCGUGUCCUUCAUCGAGAGCCAGUAUGCCAAGUACCUUCAGGAAGAGGUGAAGAUCGACCGACCGAUCCACAUCCCCGACUCCCGAGUUCACUGUUGUCUCUAUUUCAUUCCACCAACAGGGCACUCAUUAAGUUCCCUGGACAUCGAGGUGCUGCAGCGGUUAGAUAAGAUAGCUAAUGUGGUGCCCAUUAUUGCCAAGGCUGACACACUGACAAUAGAGGAGAGAGUUGCCUUCAAGGAAAGAAUUCGAGCUGACCUCCAGGACCAUGGAAUUCGCAUCUACCCUUUGAAGGAGUAUGAGGACCCUGAGGAUGCUCAAGAUAAUGCUAGGAUUAGGGAGAGGCUGCCAUUUGCUGUGGUGGGCAGCACCACUUGGCACGAACUGCACGGGAGGAAAGUCAUGGGAAGGCGCUCCAACUGGGGCUUGGUGGAAGUGGAAAACAAAUCUCACAAUGACUUCGCCUACAUGAGAGACAUGCUCAUCAGGACGCACAUGCAGGACCUCAUAGACGUGACGGCUCUCAGACAUUACGAGAACUUCAGAAGGUCCAAGUUGGGAGGAACCGCUUCUACGGGCAAAGCAGCUCCUGUGAUGAACGGACAAGCUCCUGUUGAGAUGAAGGAUCUCGGGGAAUCGAAAAUAUGAUACUCUUAUAUUCAUACUUGCUAUGUAUCAUUUCAGGCAUGUAAGACUCAUGGAGACACCGAGGAAGUAGGUUUUUGUAAAUGAGCCUUAUGGAAUAAGGCAAUGUUUAGAUAAUUUUAUCAUCAUGUCUUCGUUACUUUGUCAUUGUAUGUUCCACUGAUUACAGAUGGAUGUAUAUAUAUAUAUAUAUAUAUAUAUAUAUAUAUAUAUAUAUAUAUAUAUAUAUAUUUGUGUGUGUGUGUGUGUGUGUGUGUGUGUGUAUGUAUGUAUGUAUGUAUGUAUGUAUACAAAGGACGAUAAACUCAAUGAUUUUGAUACACUUUAUCAUCACCCCAUGCCUCAUACUACUAAGACAAAAUUUGUAACUCGUUCAUAACCUUAUAACUUUUCCACUCGUACAAGGGACAGUCACCAUCGAUAAAAUGGAGUAUAAAUGAUUCUUCAUGGUGAUAUUGAGAUAUUCUUCAUUCAUGUUAUCCAUACUGACAUUUAUUCUCAACAUGUGACGAUGUUUUUGGGAGAAUCAUCACUGAGAAAUCCAACUGGCGACGAGGUGAAAGUCGAUUCAAGUAUCAUUCGAUGAACCCAAUGCUUAGGAAAAUGAACAACAAAAGGCUGCGUCUUUUGUAGACAACAAUUUAUUGCUCAUGUGAAAAAGACUCAAAACUAAUUACUCAGGCAACAUUUGAUGGUUCUGAGUGGGCGAAAUCCACGCCAUGAACCCUUUUCCAUCCACUGGUGAGAGCUGUUGAACACUAUGUCAUCUAAUGUAGAAUAUCUCGCAUAUCAGAGUUCAUAAGCAUCUGUUAGCAACGUACGAUAGUUUUGCAUUUCUCUCAUUUCAUGCGAAAUAAAUCACAGCAUCUCUGCAAUAAAUAUUCUUCUCAAAGA